ACGGCGCGCGCGCACUGCGUCUGCGCGAGUCGAGGGCGGCGGCCCAGGCUUCUGGUAGGGAUCGUCUGCCCCUCUGCGGUGUAGGCGCAGAACUCAGCGGAGAAACGCGGCCGAGUAGGAGUGCAGGGACUAUGAAGUGAGGAAGCAGCAGUUAUGCGGCUGAGCCUAGGAGAGCUAUGGCAACCCCAGGCGACUGCCCCAGGCGUGAAUCGGAGGAGGAAGAAGCCCUGGAGUGUGGGCAGGCGCAGCUCCUGCAGGAGGGCCCGCAGCCAGAGGAGUUCGUGGCUAUUGCCGACUAUGCUGCCACCGAUGCCACCCAGCUCAGUUUUUUCAGAGGAGAAAAAAUUCUUAUCCUGAGACAAACCACGGCCGACUGGUGGUGGGGCCAGCGCGCGGGCUGCUGCGGGUACAUCCCUGCAAACCACGUGGGCAGGCAGGUGGCGGAGUACGACCCCGAGGACACGUGGCAGGACGAGGAGUACUUCGGCAGCUAUGGGACCUUGAAACUUCACUUGGAGAUGUUGGCAGACCAGCCGCGGACAACCAAGUACCACAGCGUUAUCCUGCAGAACAAGGAGUCCCUGAAGGACAAGGUCAUCCUGGACGUUGGCUGUGGCACCGGGAUCAUCAGCCUCUUCUGUGCACACCACGCUCGGCCCAAGGCAGUGUAUGCCGUGGAGGCCAGCGAGAUGGCACAGCACACAGGCCAGCUGGUCCUGCAGAACGGCUUUGCCGACACCAUCACUGUGUUCCAGCAGAAGGUGGAGGAUGUGGUGCUGCCCGAGAAGGUGGACGUGUUGGUGUCCGAGUGGAUGGGCACCUGCCUGCUGUUUGAGUUCAUGAUCGAGUCCAUCCUGUAUGCCCGGGAUGCCUGGCUGAAGGAGGACGGGGUCAUCUGGCCGACCACGGCGGCGCUGCACCUGGUGCCCUGCAGUGCUGACAGGGACUACCACAGCAAGGUGCUCUUCUGGGACAACGCCUACGAGUUCAACCUCAGUGCGCUCAAAUCUUUAGCAAUCAAGGAGUUUUUUUCGAAGCCCAAGUAUAAUCACAUCUUGAAGCCAGAAGAUUGUCUGUCUGAACCGUGCACCAUAUUGCAGCUGGACAUGAGAACCGUGCAAGUCUCUGACCUGGAGACCAUGCGUGGUGAGUUGCGCUUUGAAAUCCAGAAAGCUGGCACCCUGCACGGCUUCACCGCCUGGUUCAGUGUGCACUUCCAGAGCCUGCAGGAGGGCCAGCCCCAGCAGGUGCUCAGCACAGGCCCGCUGCACCCCACCACACACUGGAAGCAGACCUUGUUCAUGAUGGACGACCCAGUCCCGGUCCACUCGGGAGACAUGGUCACUGGGUCCAUUGUACUGCAAAGAAAUCCGGUGUGGAGGAGGCACAUGUCCGUCACUCUAAGCUGGGCCGUGGCUUCCAGAGAAGACCCCACAUCUCAGAGAGUGGGGGAGAAGGUCUUUCCCAUCUGGAGAUGACGGUGGACGAUCGGCAGUGGGGCCCCAGGAGGGGCCAGGACACACCUGCCCCAGUGCCGUGAAGUCCCCGCACAUGGCUCUUCUAGACCCCUCCUGGCACUGCAGGUGACGCCAGGGCCCUUCACUGCAAUCGCAUGGGCUUGUCCCAUAGCUACCCUCCCAGUACCCCCUAGAGUAGGUGUGUCUCCAGGUGUUUGCCCCGUGGUGCCCAGUGCCGCCCUGGGUGGCAGCUGCGCUCCCAGCUAGGUGUAGUUCCAGACUCCUCGGUCGCACGCAUGCCAGCCCAUGUACCCUGUGACCAUGACAUUCACCGUGGGUGUCAGGGGUACCUGCAGUCCCCACUGAGUCACUGCACUUGCAGAUGGGGUGUGGCCCUCAGUGGGCCUGGGGAUGGACUCUGCAUGGGACCCAGUGUGUAGGUGUCUUCCAGUGAGUUCUGUGUGGACCUGCUCAAUAAAUAUUUUUUA
This is a messenger RNA of Urocitellus parryii (Arctic ground squirrel), 1945 nucleotides long. It is a transcript of the gene Prmt2, whose product is annotated as protein arginine methyltransferase 2. Gene Ontology annotation, biological process: chromatin remodeling; peptidyl-arginine methylation, to asymmetrical-dimethyl arginine. The record is from RefSeq and is a predicted model, not a curated record. Gene Ontology annotation, cellular component: nucleus. NCBI's taxonomy places the organism in Eukaryota, Metazoa, Chordata, Mammalia, Rodentia, Sciuridae. Gene Ontology annotation, molecular function: protein-arginine N-methyltransferase activity; protein binding; histone methyltransferase activity.